GUACAUCCAUUGUACAUGUGCAUCAUCAGCAUGCAUUUUGCUGUUGUAUUUCUCGUGCGUGCAGCAGGCGUAAAACAGCCUCUCGGGGAAUGACUCAAAUAAUUGAUAGUUUUGGACACGGAAUGUUCUCUUAAUUCCCGUUUAGAAUGAAGUUCCUCUAUGGGUGGACUAAGCAGAUGUAUCUAAAGACGGACUUGGUGAUAUUUGGGGGUGAGCAGAGGCUCGGACAAGGGAAGUAAACUCUAUUCGGAACCUUUUCGGGGAGGAAAGUUUAACAUAAGGAGGCAUCAAUUAAUGAUAAUUUGAGUGAGGACCAAAGUUGACUGAAUGCUACACCCGGCUAUUUGUUUUGUCUACAUCUGGUAGGAUGGUUUGUCGACAAGUAACGUGUCAUUUUCCCCGGUGUCUAACAUGCACACUGCACCUGGCGAUGGCACUUUUCCUGGUAUCCACUACUCGAGGACUACACAAAGCUGAAGCUCAGGGAACAGUGGAAAUCUACCCUGAGGAGCCUACACUCAAAGUCGGCCAGGCCCUCACCCUGACCUGUGAAAUAAACCAUCCCAACCUCAUCUCAGCCGUGGAUAUCCAAUGGAGUCACGACGGAGAACCGCUUUCAUCAGAGCUGUAUAGCGCCCUCGACACCAAGCGAUCACGGCUGGUGAUACCGCGAGCAGGGUUUCAAGACAGCGGGGUGUAUGCUUGCAACACGGAAAAGUCAGCGCAACUGGGUAGCAACAGCACAGAAGUCAACAUUGGAGAUCCACCAAGUGCGGCCAAGGAUCUGAAGUGCUUCUCCAGAGACAAUUUCGACAUCACAUGUGAAUGGAUGCCAGGGAGUGACACAAAUAUUCCCACCUUUGACUACCUGUUUUACGUACCACAACCAAGCUCUUCAAAUCCAGGCAAUGUGGAGUGGGAGACAUGCAGGAGCGUUCUACCGGGAAAUACAUCCUGCGUUUUGGAAGAAGUACACGAGACUUACUACUUUUAUGUGUUGUCUGUGAACAGACUCGGAAAUGCCUCAACGGCACCUAUCUCAUUUGAUCAUGAAACAGAGACCGUCUCGAACCCCCCUAAGAAUGUUCGCGUCAAAGCGACCCCACAGUCCCGCUUACACAUCGAGUGGGACUUUCCUGAUGAGUGGAGGUUGUACUAUGUUACGCAUCUCAUGUACAAGAUUGAGUACUUCAUCAAAGAUCGCUCUCCUACAGUAUCCAUGGAGUUUCCUGGACCCUUGUCGGAUAAGGAGCUUAGAGACCAUCAGACGGAGUUGCCAUUUCCGCAAUAUCUGGACGCAUACACGAUUUACUGUGUCAAAGUCGCCGCCAGAAUGACUGGUUGCCCGUGGAGUAGCUGGUCUGAAACGGUGUGCAAGAGAACCCUAGAGCAGAAUCCAGAUUUGAAAUUGAACGUCACCUUUUCCUCGAGUGUCAGUGAACGGAAUGAGUCUCUUCGUCAUGUGGUCUUAGAAUGGGAGCCACUACCGGUAGAGCACAGACGCGGCAUUAUCAUUGGAUACAAUGUGAUGAACGUGACUAUCAUACAGAGAGAUGUCAUAUCCAAUGUGACACUGAACGCCUCGCAGACUAGUCUGGUGAUCAAUGAUCUUGAGCGAUUUCAGAAGUACAAGUUUGCCGUCGAAGCUUUCAACAGCGCUGGUGCCUCGCCAAGGACGAUCAUUGAUAUACCACAGGAGUACCCGCAAUAUCUUUCUUCAGUGAAUGUCACUGUAGUAGCAGUGAUAGGAGUCUUGGUCAUUCUUACUCUAGUUGGGUUAAGCUGGCAUUGCAUCAAAUGGAUGCUCAAGCCGGUGCCAUCCAUCUACUUCAUUGCACCCGAACAGUUUGAAAGAAUUCUUGAUGGUCGCGUCCCACGUCGAGACAUCGAGAGGGAAGUCUUUGAUUUGCCCCCCAACCAUUGCACUCCGAACGGAGUCAUUCCAAACGGCAUCUUGGGGAACACGCAUUUAUCUCAGCCCUGCGCUGAAGGAGGAUGCGCAGCGGACCACGGUGAAGCUGAUUAUGUGAAACUACGGGAAGAGGCGUCCAAGGAAUCGGAUCGCCUCCUUUGUGAGGUCGACUCAUGUCGGAAGUUGUCAAGGACCAGUACGGACUCAGCAAACUCAUCUGAGGACUUUCACGAGAAGGAUCCACUCUCGCCUGGAUCAACCACAGGUGGAUCAGGAAAGUUAUCCGCUUUAUUUGUGCAUCUACCAGGUUCUGUCUCAUUGGAACGGCUUCAUACCGGUUUAGGCCGGUCUGCACUGGAUUCAACUGACUCCGGGUAUGGAGAGACUUGUACUGAGAACCGAGUGCCUAGCUAUUUAAAACUAUCGACCAUCCAGACCGAUGGAGGGUUGGUGGAAGUGCCUCCUAGUGCAGAGUUUGACGCCGAGAAUGAUGAGGAUGGCGGGGGUGAUGUUUACCACCGGCUGGGUACCGGUGAAGCUAUCGGGAGUGAUUCGAGUCCCUCAUUGAGCCAAUCACAGCCCUGCAUUUACUCUGAAGAAACAAUGCCUUCUUACACAAGACUUGUAGCCAUUCCAGGCCCACUAUCCAAUGGUGUAGCGCCCUCGCUUGAUAAUGGUCAUCUACUGAAUGGAACAGCGCCCUCCUUUGAUGAUCAUGGGCCAGGGAGUACAUAGUUGUAAUAUAAACUGUAUACAUUCAUGUAAAUAGUCAGAGAAAGUUUUUUUUUUUUUUUAUUGUUUGCUCCCGAAAGGGAGUUACUGUUUCUCAAGAAUCUAAUGUGCAAAAGGAAAUAUUGAUGAUGUUCUUGUAUUUAAUACUUUGGAUAAAGCCAGGAUUAUAAAAUAAUUGCUGCCUUCUUCGAUGUAAACUUGACUGUUGAAUGUACAUUUUGGCCAGAUUUGUAUUUAAACUGAUUGUCAUUUGUUAUUCGCAGGCAUGGUCUUUUCUUCUCGUCUAUUAAGAUAGAAUGAAAGACAAAUAUGAAAUUUACUUUACCGUAUACCUUUGUAAUAAUAUGCAUAUUUCUACUGACUUGCCAUACCGC
Asterias rubens (European starfish) is the source of this 3018-nucleotide messenger RNA. RefSeq names its product interleukin-6 receptor subunit beta-like. Gene Ontology annotation, biological process: cytokine-mediated signaling pathway. The transcript has 13 exons. The record is from RefSeq and is a predicted model, not a curated record. Bases 368 to 2647 code for a protein of 759 amino acids. NCBI's taxonomy places the organism in Eukaryota, Metazoa, Echinodermata, Asteroidea, Forcipulatida, Asteriidae. Gene Ontology annotation, cellular component: external side of plasma membrane. Gene Ontology annotation, molecular function: cytokine receptor activity; protein binding.